UAAAGGAAAUGGUUGGAGAGAAGAUUUACAGCACUAUGAACGAAACCUCGAAGAAAUGACCUCUGUGAAUUUGGAUCAGAAUUUCAAAGAAGAAUUGCAACACGUAGAUCAGUGGUUUCGAUUUCUUUCUGAAACAGAGCGUACAGCAACUAUCUAUACACUCUUACAGCACUCGUCACAAGUGCAAUUACGAUUUUUCAUAAGCAUAUUGCAGCAGCUGAUGAAACGUGAUCCGCUCUACUCAUAUCUGACGCCUGCCAAUCCUGAACAAGGUUCGUCUUGUAAGGGAAUUAAUCGUAUCUCCCUCUCUCUCUCUCUCUAUCUCUACUGUAUAUGGUUUACAUCUUUAAUGUGUCAAAAAAACUUAGAUAUGCAGUCGCAACUGGCGGGCGCAGUUGCCAAAAUGGAACUAGAGGCAAACCAACGUCUACGAGCCGCAGCGACGAUCCGUCGACCACCUAGCGCCGGAAAUGACAGGCGUAACCUUGACAACCGACAUUCGUUUGCAUUGGGCGAUACAGAAGACUAUAGCCGCUUGUUUGGGUCCAUGGGAAGCAACAGCAGCUCAAUGUUGAACCUUAACGGUGGUGGUGGUGGGGCUGGUACAGCCACUAGCGCUGCUGGCGUUAGCACCAGUAAUAGCAGCAUGAUGGACGACUUUGGGCGGGCCCCGAUCCCUCGCGCACCAACGACCCGUAGCAGCCUCUUUGCUAACCGGAGCCGGCCCCGAUCGGUGAUUGAAGGCGACUCCUCGCUCUUAUUCCCGCAUGCGACAAAUAUUGGUGGUUCCAGCAACAGCAACUGGUUACAACCGCCACGUUCUUCACUGAGUGGAGGAGGAAGCAGAAGUGGUAGUAGACUUAGUAUGGCCGCUGAGCGGCCGAAAUCUGCUGACGUAUCCAUGUGGGCCUUACCAUCAUUCGAUCAUGAAGAAAACAGAAAACAACGCGCUGCUGCUGCCGCUGCUGCAGCAGCAGCUGUUGGUGCUACCACCAAUAGCUGGGGCGUGCCAUCCACUGUUCAAUUUGCAGAUUUAUCUCCGAGAGAUGAUUGGACUACCACUCACCGUCGCGCAGGUCGCAGUAAUAAUAACAACAAUAAUAUACCUGGCACUGUUCCCGAAACAGACGAACGAACUUCGAGUUCGGCUGCUGUGGAUUCGGCCAACUUGGUUUUGUCCGGUUUCAAUGACUCACAUUCCCCUGUGCCCUCUGUAUCUGCGUCUGCUCCAUUCAACACCCGUCGAUCCACGCACCACAACCAUCAUCACCAUUUGGCUCCGCCCGGUAUGGAAAAGCAUUAUGGCCAAUUUUUGAACCCUGCCGAUGCAACAACAACAGCUUUUGGUGGUGGCAUCGACGAUCAUGAUUACCUAAGUGAUCAUAGUGAAGCCUCUAACGUCUCGGCAGAUCGUGGUGGCUAUAAUAAGCGUCGUGGUACUGGUCUAGGGAAGUCUCCCGCACCUUCGUCGUCGGGAAGUAGAACGCCCAAAGAUGGCAGCAGCUACAACAGCAACAAAAAGGCAUCCGAAACGGUGAAUUUGGAGUUAUUGGAAGACGUGCCUGCGUUCUUCAGAAGUCUUAGGUUACAUAAGUAUAAUGCGAUCUUCGAACCAAUGAAGUGGCAAGAUAUCGUCAAGUUGUCCGAUGAGGAUCUGCAGGCCAAGGGAGUUGCCGCACUAGGCGCGAGACGCAAAAUGCUUAAAGUUUUUGAGAACAUCAGAGCGCAUUGCGAUGCGAAUAAUAUCAAGUACUGAUCGACUUUGUCGACAUAUAACAACACUACCACUUUAUAUAAUUUUUUGAUUUGAAUAA
This is a messenger RNA of Zychaea mexicana, 1814 nucleotides long. RefSeq lists its product as uncharacterized. Gene Ontology annotation, cellular component: P-body. Bases 56 to 1756 code for a protein of 566 amino acids. Gene Ontology annotation, molecular function: protein binding; mRNA binding; translation repressor activity. The transcript has 4 exons. Gene Ontology annotation, biological process: nuclear-transcribed mRNA poly(A) tail shortening. NCBI's taxonomy places the organism in Eukaryota, Fungi, Mucoromycota, Mucoromycetes, Mucorales, Lichtheimiaceae. The record is from RefSeq and is a predicted model, not a curated record.